Paramisgurnus dabryanus is the source of this 3003-nucleotide messenger RNA. RefSeq names its product ddb1 and cul4 associated factor 5 (gene dcaf5). The record is from RefSeq and is a predicted model, not a curated record. NCBI's taxonomy places the organism in Eukaryota, Metazoa, Chordata, Actinopteri, Cypriniformes, Cobitidae. Gene Ontology annotation, molecular function: protein binding. Gene Ontology annotation, cellular component: cytoplasm; Cul4-RING E3 ubiquitin ligase complex. Gene Ontology annotation, biological process: negative regulation of fatty acid biosynthetic process.
GACGUCAUUACGUUUGCUCCGGAGCAGGAAGUGCCGGUGGUACUAUAAACAACGCAAAACAAUCCUCUAUUUCUGCUGCGCAGUAUCGCGCUUAAACGGACAAACAUGUUAUACUACAUACCGUAACCAAACAAACUAACGUUAACCACCGAACCACAGCCUAUGCUCAAUCCCAUGUCGGUCUAACGGCGGUGUCGAGACUGAUUUAACGGAGGCGAGAUGAAGGAGUCACUGGGCUGCUGCGGCAUGCGGAGUGCCGUCGGGUUCCUUACCCGUAGGGCGAUCCGUGGGGAGUCGCAGCUGAAGGGAGAGUUCCAGCGGCGGAGGAUGGCCGGCUGCUCCAGCCUCUACAAGAAGGACAUGCUCGGCCACUUCGGCUGCGUCAACGCCAUCGAGUUUUCCAACAAUGGAGGACAGUGGCUGGUGUCCGGUGGUGAUGACCGCAGAGUGUUACUUUGGCACAUGGAGAAAGCCAUACACUCACGAGCCAAACCAAUCAAGUUAAAGGGGGAGCACUUGUCCAACAUCUUCUGCCUGGCAUUUGACAGCACUAACAAACGUGUUUUCUCUGGAGGAAAUGAUGAGCAGGUGAUUCUGCAUGAUGUAGAACGUGGCGAGACGCUCAAUGUGUUCCUGCAUGAUGAUGCCGUCUACGGUCUGUCCGUUAGUCCUGUUAAUGAUAACGUCUUCGCCAGCUCCUCUGAUGAUGGCAGAGUUCUCAUAUGGGACACACGAGAGCCACCACAUGGAGAACCCUUCUGUUUGGCCAACUACCCCUCAGCAUUUCACAGUGUGAUGUUUAACCCCGUUGAACCCCGUCUGCUGGCCACCGCAAACUCUAAAGAGGGGGUGGGACUGUGGGACAUCCGCAAACCUCGCAGUUCUCUGUUGAGAUAUGGAGGGAGUUUGUCUCUUCAGAGUGCCAUGAGCGUGCGCUUUAACAGCAUGGGAACGCAGCUGCUGGCUCUGCGCAGACGUCUGCCUCCUGUCUUGUAUGAGCUGCACUCUCGUCUACCCAGCUUCCAGUUUGAUAACCAGGGCUACUUCAACUCCUGCACAAUGAAGAGCUGCUGCUUCGCCGGAGACAGGGAUCAGUACAUCCUUUCUGGCUCGGAUGAUUUUAACCUUUACAUGUGGAGAAUCCCCACUGACCCUGAAGCAGGAGGUGCGGGUCGAGUGGUGAACGGGGCCUUUAUGGUUUUGAAGGGUCAUCGGUCUAUUGUGAAUCAGGUUCGCUUUAAUCCACACACGUACAUGAUCUGCUCUUCCGGUGUGGAGAAGGUCAUUAAGGUAUGGAGUCCAUAUCAGCAGCCAGAUAGUAUUGGUGAUCUGGAUGGUUUGGUGGAGGAUAAGUCUCGCUCUCUCUACACCCAUGAGGAAUACAUAAACCUGGUCCUCAACAGCGGUAAUGGUUUAUCGCACGAUUACGUCAGCCAAUCAGUGCAGGAGGACCCCCGGAUGAUGGCAUUCUUUGACUCGCUGGUCCGACGUGAGAUCGAAGGCUGGAGCUCGGAUUCGGACAGCGAUUUGAGCGAGGGCGCUAUUCUGCAGCUGCGCGCCAGAGCUCGUCGUUCUGCGCGAUCCACACCACAAUCUACUGCUAAUGUAUUAGCUGCUCCUCAGAGUGACUCUGACCACUCCUCUUCAUCGUCAUUGGCUGGGCUGGAUGCGUCGGGAAGUGAGCGGACUGAUCAGGACAGGAGCCAAGCGGGACCUCGUGCAUCUGCAUUCCUGCUGGACAUGGUAAACGAGGACUCUGAUUCCAGUGGAUUCUGGUUAGACCCAAUGCCGCGUCCCAGAUCCCCGAGCCCGCGUGAGAACUCGAGUCUCUCUAGCCAUGCCUCAUCAGUGGGUGUGGUGUCUAGUUCUAGCUCCUCCCCCAGUUCUUCUAGCUCCUCCUCCAGCAGUGAUGGAAUUGAUGAGGAACUGCGUAGGAGCAGGAUGCGGCAACGCAAUGCUGCCAGGUGGAGGCGCCAUAUCAGCCUUGCUGACAGAGAUUCUGCCACCAGUCUACAUGCUGCUACAGAUCACAGUAACUACCCCAGUAUAUCCAUCCGUGAUGCGUCAUCGCCCUCCUCAUCCUCAGGUGAUGAAAGUAGACCGUUAAGGAAUCAUGGGAAAGAAAAGGCAAGUGGACACGUCUCAAGUCCCCAACGUUUAUCUGAAAGACAUGCACAAUCACAGUCCAGAUUUAGACGUCGCAUCACUUCGUCACAUCGCUCGGGCGGUGAUGCUCGUGUCGACAGAGCAAAAUCACGCGUUGGCUGGUGUGUAGAGUCUGGGGAGGAACUAGAGAGAGGGAGAACUAGUGGGGAAGAUUUAAGUGCAACACACAAUGCUGGGGAGGAAAGAAAUGUAACACUCAACAGUCACACCAAUGCAAGCACUAGUUUAAAUGGACAUUCACACACAGAUGUGGCGAGUGUGAGCCGUGCAGACUCGGUUCACCAAGAAUCCUCUAGGGGGGACUUGGGAGGCUCCAAGAGCCAGGUAGAUCCCUCUAGCAGGGAUUCAGCAAGUGUUGCUGCAAAACGGACUUGUUCGGACUCGGGAGACGAAGAGGGGUCUCCGUCGGAGAAAAAGGCUAAAACAUAGUGAUGUCACAUCACAAACUAACUCUACGCGUUUUGUUUUUUGAAUUUUAAACCUCUUCCCUCUUCCUUUCUUUCUGAUGUCAUGCAUUCUGGGGUCAUACCACAAUGAUGACACUAAAAAAAAAAAUGUUAGUGGUAUUACUAUGGUAUGGAAAAAUAAUACAUGCACUGCUUUUGGUUUCAUAAUAUUUUAGUUUCAUAGAACCUUUAACCUUACGUUGGGUUUUGGUUUGUUUUGGGACUGCGAAAAAAAAAAGUGAGCAUUUCUGUAAGAAUGCCUUUUGUGAGUCUGUUUCAGUGGGACUGUAGGGUAGGGGUGGAGCAAGAAACAGUGUUUCCAUGGUAACCUCAUUGAACAGCAGCUGUUUGAGUUGUGCAUUAAAGUUCUGUUCCAGUGUUUCCAUAGAAA